Messenger RNA from Sphenostylis stenocarpa, 720 nucleotides. Lineage: Eukaryota; Viridiplantae; Streptophyta; Magnoliopsida; Fabales; Fabaceae. The record is from the annotation of a GenBank genome assembly.
AUGCAGACUCAGGAGUAUAUUCUCCCGGAGAUGGUACUUCCUUUGGUAGAUGAGUCCAUUGAUGCUCAUGCUCAUAUGCAUGCUCCACUUGCUUCUACCUUUGAUUCGUUUUUACCUCCAAAUGUGGGGCAGAUAACACCCUUUGAAAGAUUUAAAUUGCAACCCUCUGAGGCUUGCCCCAAGAAUUUUGUUAUCUUUGAUCAAACAGAUCAGCAAAGCAGGAUAAUGUUCCAUCCUGCAAUGACUUACAAAUUUAAUAGUCCUGAAUUUAAUGUUCAUGCUACUUGUUCUCAAGAUUUUGAGAAGAAUAAAGUCAAUCAAAUGGAAAGAGAAUUGUCAUCUCCUUUUGAAGAAGAUCCCAACGACAUUGAUGCAUUGUUGAGCAUAGGAGUGGAUGAACUUGAAGACAUUGAUGAGGAAGAAGUCAGCACGGCAAGGACUCAUGAAAAUUAUGAAAGUUUGUCCGACACUUGCUCCAGUUAUUGCUCAAAAUCAAGGAAGAAGAGGCUGUCAUCAUCUUCUGUACACAAGUCUUCUGGGGGUAGGGGUUGCUGCCAAGAUGAUGGGAAAAAUCGGGAGAUAAAGAGGAUGGUGAGGAUGUUGAGAAAGAUUGUGCCUGAUGGAGGUAAUCAAAUGGACACUAUUACUGUUUUGGAUGAAGCUGUUAAAUACCUCAAGUCUCUCAAAGUUGAGAUGGAACAAUUUGGAGUUGAACCAUGA